Fraxinus pennsylvanica is the source of this 1290-nucleotide messenger RNA. The record is from the annotation of a GenBank genome assembly. NCBI's taxonomy places the organism in Eukaryota, Viridiplantae, Streptophyta, Magnoliopsida, Lamiales, Oleaceae.
AUGGAUUUCUUCAAACUAAAGAAGUUUAGGAAGGACCACAAGCCAAAUCAGGAACUUGUUUCUGAGCCAGUGCUGCAUCCGGAAGAACCCAAGAAAGACCGUGUCGAUGCAUUGGGUAAAUCGGUUAAUGCUGAUUCUGCCAAUUCUGAAAAUGAAGAGGAUGAUGAUGAUUUUAUCACAAAUGAGGUAAAGAGAAGGCUGAAAGAGCUGCGGCGAAACAGUUUUAUGGUGUUGAUACCUGAGGAAACGGCUCCAGAGGACGAGGACGUAGAAGAAGGAGAAGAAGAAGAAGAGGGGGAGACCAGCUCUUGUGAGUGGAGGGAUGUGGAGGCAGAAGGCCGACAGUUCUGGUCUGGGUUUGAUGCCGUGUAUGACAGAUACUGUGAGAGGAUGCUGUUUUUUGAUCGAUUGAGUGCUCAGCAGCUUCCGGAAGUUGGCUCUCAUGUUCUCUCAACUCCGUCACCAAGAUUAGCAUCUAAAAAGCUUGCAUCUCCACUUCGAUGCCUUUCAUUGAAAAAAUUUGAACCACCGGAAGAGGAAACUGAACACCUGCAGCAGCCUGAAAGUGAUCCAUGUCAGGAUCUUGAAACAGCAUAUGUAGCACAAGUGUGCUUGACUUGGGAGGCACUUCACUGCCAGUAUACACAACUGAGCCAUAAAAUAUCUUCCCAACCUGAAAGUUCCACCUGUUACAACCAUAGUGCUCAGCAGUUUCAGCAAUUUCAGGUUUUAUUGCAGAGGUUUAUUGAAAAUGAACCAUUUGAGCAUGGUUUAAGGCCAGAAAUCUAUGCUCGAGCAAGAAAUUCAUUACCUAAACUGCUACAGGUUCCAAAGAUCCAAGGUUCUAAUGAGAAAAGGACAGGGGAAGAGGAGUCUGAUUAUGUGGUACUUGCCCCUGAUCUAAUUAGAAUUAUGGAAUGCUCAAUCCUAAGUUUCCGCCAAUUCAUGAAGAUGGACAAGAAAAAAUUAGGUGGCAUCCGUAAUUUAUUUGGAAGUCAGAACCAGAUGGCUACACCACUUCAACAGAUUCAAUCAUCUCAUGAGAAGAAAGCAUUGAAACUGAAGGAACAAUGGAAGAGAACGAAGAGCUAUAAAAAGAAGUCAUGGCCUAGUACACAAGAGGGCACGGAAAUGUUGCUUGGACUUAUUGAUGCCAAAAUCGUGUCAAGGGUUUUACGAAUGGCGAGGAUUAGCAAAGAGCAACUAUUUUGGUGCGAAGAAAAGAUGAAGAAAUUAGCCAUAUCUGAUGGCAAGCUGCAGAGAGAUCCAUCACCCAUUCUCUUUCCCUGA